This is a messenger RNA of Tachysurus fulvidraco (yellow catfish), 3624 nucleotides long. It is a transcript of the gene srebf2, whose product is annotated as sterol regulatory element binding transcription factor 2. The transcript has 20 exons. The coding region runs from base 136 to 3312 and encodes 1058 amino acids. NCBI's taxonomy places the organism in Eukaryota, Metazoa, Chordata, Actinopteri, Siluriformes, Bagridae. Gene Ontology annotation, biological process: positive regulation of transcription by RNA polymerase II; positive regulation of cholesterol storage. The record is from RefSeq and is a predicted model, not a curated record. Gene Ontology annotation, molecular function: protein dimerization activity; DNA-binding transcription factor activity, RNA polymerase II-specific; RNA polymerase II cis-regulatory region sequence-specific DNA binding. Gene Ontology annotation, cellular component: nucleus.
UGAAUGACGUCAAUGAUGGAAACCAAGAUGGCGCCGUUUGAGUUGUAGAGAAGGAUCUGUUGAGGAUGCUGAAGGAGGCGACCUUUAAUUUCUGUUUUAUAUACUUUAAUCUGUAAGUAAGAGCUUACUGUGAGAAUGGACGGGUUUAUAAUGGACCAUAUGGACCCGACUCUGUCAGAGCUGGGAGAUGAGUUCACUCUGGGGGACAUCGACGAGAUGCUGCAGUUUGUCAGUAAUAACUCAGAGUUUUCUGAUCUCUUUGAUGAUCCCAUGCAAACUGCACCAGCACCUGUAGUACACGUAACCAACCACAUCACCAUGACGACCACCACUUGUGCUCCUGCUACAGUGGCCACGCCCACCACUCGUGCAGCAGUACAAAGCAUUGCGAUCGGUCAGCAGAGCCGAACCACACCGUUACUCCAACCUCGACCGCAGCCACCAACACACAUCCAGGUCUCAGCCUCUUCAGUCCCUAUACAGACACAGACCAUAGCCAGUUUCCCUGUGCAGACACAGACACAGACUGUGAUGAUCACUCCGUCUGCACCGCAGCAGAGAUUCAUACAAAGCCCCGUCAUCUGCCACCAAAACCACAACACUGCCUUUCAGGUCUUCCAGCCACAGGUCCCCAUGACCAUCCAGCACCAGCGUCUACUGACCCCUGCAGCUCAGACCAUACAGACCAUCUCUGCAGCCCCCACUGCUGUUCACACUGUAUCACCUCAGGUGCAGCAGGUUCCUGUGUUGGUGCACCAGCCACAGAUUCUGAAGACAGACUCAUUGGUUUUAACAACGAUGCAAAAUCCAACUGGAAUUACAUUCACUGCACCCAUACAAACUGCUGUGCAGGUUCCGACUCUGGUGGGUAGUAACAUCCUCACAACUGUCCCAGUCAUGAUGAGUGGUGGGGACAAGCUGCCAAUCAAACAGCUCCCUUCAGGCCCCACUCAGUGCACGAGUGUGACCAGGCCAGGGCCGGAGCAGAGUUCCCCGGUUGCCAUGGGAAUGGGUGGUGUGGUGAAGGAGGGAGAGAGGAGGACAACACACAACAUCAUUGAGAAACGAUAUCGCUCAUCUAUAAACGACAAAAUUCUGGAGCUGCGUGACCUCGUCAUGGGCAACGACACCAAGAUGCAUAAGUCUGGUGUGUUGCGGAAGGCAAUCGACUACAUCAAAUACCUGCAGCAGGUGAAUCAGAAACUGAGGCAGGAAAACCUGACACUGAAGAUGGCCAGCCAGAAACACAAGUCGGUGUGUGUCGUGGACGAGGUGUCUGUUAUGACUCCACCACCAUCUGACUCGGGUUCUGCCUCGCCUCAGUUCAGCAUCGACUCAGAACCCAACAGCCCACUGCUUGAACCGAUGAAGAGUGAGCCUUCAUCCCCCCCGUCUGUGGGCGUAAUGGAUCGUUCCAGAGUGCUGCUGUGUGCACUCACAUUCCUCUGUGUGUCCCUGAACCCUCUGCCUUCACUCAUCGGCUCAGACCAACACAGCGCCUCCUCUUGGACUGGAGGAGAAUCUUUUAUACACUCACGUUCACUCGUGUGGCUGCCUGCACAAACACAGAACUUUGGUGCAUGGCUAUGGUGUGUGUUGCCGUGGGUGAUGGUGUGGGUGUUGAGUGGAGUGGGUGUGGUUUGGGGAUGUGUGAGGAUUCUGUAUCUAUGGGAACCGGUCACGCCCCUUCACUCACCCACAUCAGUAAUGUUUUGGAGACAUAGAAAACAGGCUGACCUGCAUCUGCAGAGGGGUGAUUACAGUGCUGCAGUGAGCAGUUUAGAGACCUGCCUGUCUGUGUUAUCCAGAGCUCUGCCCUCUACCACCUUUGACCUUGCCUGUUCACUCUCCUGGAAUCUGAUUCGCUACUGCUUGCAUAGACCCACCCCACUGGGCUGGCUGGUGCGUCUGAUUGGUGGGAAGCAUGAGGGGGAGGAGUCUCAGAUCAGCUCCAGAGAUGCUGCACUGGUUUAUCAUCAGUUGGGGCAGCUACAGCUCACAGGUAAGCUGUCCGAGCGCAGUGCUAUGUGGGGAGUGUGUGUGUGUCUGAACGCAGUCAAUCUGAGUGAGAGUGCGAGAGGGAAAAUGGCUCCUACUGAGCAUGCUCAAAUCUACAUCACCACCGCCAUCUCACUGCGCAAAUCUGCACUGGGAAAACAACUAAGCUUCGUGCCUGCAUAUACACUGAGUUGUGCAGAGAGUUUGUUUUCAGACACAAAGCCCCCUGAUUGUCUUCGCUGGCUCUUCACUCCAUUGGCCAGACAGUUUUUCCUGAGCUGUGAUUGGUCAGUGAAGGCUGAGAAUUGUGAAGGAGUGUUUUCAUCUGAAAGAGAACAAGUGGACCCUGUUGCACAGCUACAUCGGCGUUUCUGUGAGAAGCUCCUAGAGAGAGCUGUACACACACUGAUUCAGCCCCACAGCGACACUGAGAGUGUGAAACACAAAGAUGACAGCGGAGAGUUCAGUGGAGUGAUGGAGUUUCUCCAGCUGUUGAACAGCUGUACUGAUGACUCCGCCUCCCCAACUUCACCUUUCCCAGCACUAGCCAAUCAGAGCUCAGCUUCAGUGUCAGACCCUGUGUGUCGCUGGUGGGCAUUGGUCCUGAAGGCUGCUGUUCAUUGGCUGCAGCGUGAUGAUGUAUCUGUGAGGUCACUACUGGCGGAGGCAGAGCGAAUGCCAAGAGCACUGCACUCUCUGGAUCACCCUUUGCCGAAGGCCGUGUUGGUGCUCUGUAAAGCGAUGCAGAUGAGUGUGUGUCCUCAGAAAGGAGAAGGAACACUGGGCUGCCUCACACACUGCAACAGAGCCAGUGCUUACCUGCACAACAGCAUCACACACACACCCACACACACCUGGCUGCACAAGGGGGCGGAGCUUUUGGUCUGUGACCUCCUGCUGACCCUGAGGACCAGCCUCUGGCAACGUGGAGGUGGAGCUAAUGGAGAACCAAGCCCCGCCCCUUCUCCUCAGUUGGCUGGAUUCCAGAGGGACCUAAGCUCUCUGCGUAAACUGGGACAGGGUUACACACAGGUUCAGCACAAGGUGUUUCUACAUGAGACCACAGUGAGGUUAAUGGCAGGUGCGAGUCCCACUCGUACACACCAGUUAUUGGAGCACAGUCUGCGCCGAAGAACACACAGCUAUAAAGAUGGACUGAGUGUUCCAGGUGAACGCGAGCGUGCUCAUGCCAUCAUGCUGGUGUGUCGUCACCUGCCCCUGUCCCUGCACCGCUCACACCUGCUGGCUCACGCUAAACACACACUGCAGAGAGUGGGAGACAUACACACACUGCACGCUAUUGCUGCCUCAUAAACACACACACACACACACACACACACACACACACACACACACAGCUGUAUAUAAACUGUACAUAUUAUUAUAGAGACCUUACAUAAGGGUUAAUUAGAUGGGGUCUGGGGUGAGAGGGGCAGUUUCCUCACAGUGAGUCGGACAGACAGGUGACAGUGUGUUUAUUAUCUUUAUUUUAUAUGUAUGUUUGUAUUCCUCUCUCUCCCCCCUCUCCCUCCCUCCCUCUCUCUCUCCCCCUCCCCCCUGUAUGUAUUGCUAAUUGUACCAUGUCCCCUUUGUGUAUUAAACUGUGAGGUGUAUAUGUGUAACCUA